AUGACCAAGCAGCCACCAGCCAAUUUCCCCAUCAUCAGCUCUCGCUGCCUUAAACUCCAAAACAGCUCACAAGCCCAUUCCAGCCAGUCUCCUGCUUCCACCCUUGUCCCUGUGAUCCAUGCUCCAAGGAGAAGCCAGGGUUGCUCCGAGGUUUCUGUUGGUCCGGCUGCGCUGGCCUCCUUCCCCUUCCACGACACACGGAGACCGGGGAGCUUUGCCUUUGCUGUGCCCCGUGCCUGGGGCUCCCCUCAGGCCUCCACGUCUGGGGACAUAGUGGCCAGCCUCAGCCCGUGUGACCCAUUGUUUCUAAAGAGCUGGCAGCUGCAGGAGCCGCCAAGCUCUCAGGCCAGCUGUGGUGUCUUUGCUGAGAUUGAAGAAGCUGCCCAGAUAAGUUUUUCACUAAACUUCACACUGCCGGCUAACGCAACUUCCUCUCCGGUUGUUACAGGUGGGAAAGAAGCAGACUGUGGGCCUUCUCUUGGGUUAGCGGCGGGCAUCCCRUCCCUGGUGGCUGCAGCCCUGCUGGUGGCCUUACUACUUACUUUGAUUCACCAGCGAAGAAGAGGAAGCAGCCAUGAGUCCGCUGAGGAAAGUGAGAGACCAUGUGAAAUUUCAGAAAUCUAUGACAAUCCCAAGAUAGCUGAGAAUCCUAGGAGGUCACCCACUGAUGAGAAUACAAUAGGAGCACAAGAAGCCCACAUAUACGUGAAGACUGUAGUGGGAGGCGAGGAGCCCCUGCCUGACACUUACCGUCCUCCUGAAGAAAGAGAGAGGAGGAGGGGACUCUGGUGGCUUAUACCCAGACUGAGUCUAGAAUGA
Molecule: messenger RNA, 819 nt
Organism: Urocitellus parryii (Arctic ground squirrel)
Lineage: Eukaryota; Metazoa; Chordata; Mammalia; Rodentia; Sciuridae
Gene: Opalin
Product: oligodendrocytic myelin paranodal and inner loop protein
Cellular component (GO): cell-cell contact zone; plasma membrane
Source: RefSeq, a predicted model, not a curated record